AGUUAACCGACUGAAAUGGAGGUUCCACUGGUAGAAUUUCAGGGUGCCACUAACUUGCACCAUCGUGGACCUAAUGCACCUUUGUUCAGUGGAUCUACUUCGUGUGGCGAUGAGUUUAGUGGUGGAAUGCCUUUGCAUCGCACGACGCCACAACUUGAGGAACAUGAGAUCCUCACAUCUACUGGAGUUCCCCAACGUGUUUACGUUCAACGAGGUCAUGGGAAACUGGCGUUGCUGACCUAUCAUGACAUUGGCACAAACCAUACUUCAUUUCUUGGAUUCUUCAAUCACCCAGAUAUGCGUGUGAUCACCAAACACUUUGUGGUUUAUCACGUUUGCGCCCCCGGUCAUCACGAGAACGCCCCGAAUGUAUCGCUAGACGACGCAGCGGCAAGCAAUCACAGUCAAUCUUUGCUGGUCGAUAAGGAAGGUGGUCCGGAGAAGGCAGCGUCAACUGUUUCCACACGAGCCUCUCAUCCAACGUUACCCAUGGGCCGGGCAGCUAGUUCGGAAGUUGGCCUGCAGUAUCCGAAUUUGGACCAACUGGCAGAGAUGGUAACUUCCAUUCUCGUUCACUUCGGAAUCGACUACUUCGUUGGCUUCGGCAUGGGUGCCGGUUCAAACGUUCUAUCUCGCUAUGCGUUACAUCAUCCGGACAACGUGCUGGCUCUAUUCCUGCUCAAUCCCACGGCUACCACUCACACAUACUAUCAGAAAUAUCGUUGUCUUUGGUGGGAUAUACCGUACCUAAAACAAGGUGUUCUCACAGACUAUCUGUUGGAACAGUUGGACGCGCAUUGGUUUGGUUAUGGAUUGGCUGAAAAUGAUGAUAUCUUACACUUUUACCAUCAACUUGCACGCAGUCUUAAUCCACUCAAUCUCGCUGGCUACAUACGAGCCUUUAUUGAUCGAACUGAGAUAAACCUAAUACGUCCAAUUGGUCCUGCAAUGCCGGGUGAACCCGAGGCCCCAGCGUCUGAACCAACUGUUAUCAAGACGGACGUGUGUCUUGUCACUGGACACCGAGCUGUGGACUUAUGUCGAAUUCUGGAGGAGAUGAACGGACAGAUGGAUCCUAAAAAGACGCAGUUUCUCACUAUUCCGGACUGCACAGGAAUGGUGAUGGAGGAAGAUCCGGACAAAUUAGCCGUGGACUUCCUGCAUUUUCUCAGAAGCAUCGGACUGUGGAUGGCGGUGGAUUCCUCAGCCAGUGCCUGUCUAGCCUAUUUGGGUGUGUUUGGGAGAAGAUCAUCGCAGACAACUGGGGUGAAUCGAUAG
This is a messenger RNA of Opisthorchis viverrini, 1278 nucleotides long. RefSeq lists its product as hypothetical. The transcript is spliced from 10 exons. Lineage: Eukaryota; Metazoa; Platyhelminthes; Trematoda; Opisthorchiida; Opisthorchiidae. Gene Ontology annotation, biological process: signal transduction. The record is from RefSeq and is a predicted model, not a curated record. The coding region runs from base 16 to 1278 and encodes 420 amino acids. Gene Ontology annotation, cellular component: cytoplasm.